This is a messenger RNA of Podarcis muralis (Common wall lizard), 495 nucleotides long. RefSeq names its product histone H2B 7-like. NCBI's taxonomy places the organism in Eukaryota, Metazoa, Chordata, Lepidosauria, Squamata, Lacertidae. Gene Ontology annotation, cellular component: nucleosome. The record is from RefSeq and is a predicted model, not a curated record. Gene Ontology annotation, molecular function: DNA binding; structural constituent of chromatin; protein heterodimerization activity.
UCUCGGCGGUUGGUGGAAGCGUUUCGAGAUGCCUGAGCCUGCGAAGUCGGUUCCCGUGCCUAAGAAGGGGUCGAAGAAGGCCAUCACCAAGACCCAGAAGAAGGGCGACAAGAAGCGCAAGAAGAGCAGGAAGGAGAGCUACUCCAUCUAUGUCUACAAGGUCCUCAAACAAGUCCACCCGGACACGGGCAUCUCCUCAAAGGCCAUGAGCAUCAUGAACUCCUUCGUCAGUGACAUCUUCGAGCGCAUCGCUGCUGAGUCUUCCCGCCUGGCCCAUUACAACAAGCGAUCCACUAUCACUUCCCGGGAGAUCCAGACCGCUGUUCGCCUGCUGCUGCCCGGGGAGUUGGCCAAGCACGCCGUGUCUGAGGGCACCAAGGCCGUCACCAAGUACACCAGCUCCAAGUAAACUUGGGGGGGAAAACCCUCCACUUAAACCAAAAGGCUCUUUUAAGAGCCACACAAAUUAUUUUAAAAGAUGCAAUCACUACUGAG